Messenger RNA from Zootoca vivipara (common lizard), 2939 nucleotides. It is a transcript of the gene ADO, whose product is annotated as 2-aminoethanethiol dioxygenase. Gene Ontology annotation, cellular component: mitochondrion. Gene Ontology annotation, molecular function: oxidoreductase activity, acting on single donors with incorporation of molecular oxygen, incorporation of two atoms of oxygen. The record is from RefSeq and is a predicted model, not a curated record. Lineage: Eukaryota; Metazoa; Chordata; Lepidosauria; Squamata; Lacertidae.
CGCUGUGGGGAGGCAGCGGCGGCGGCACGAUGCCCCGCGACAACAUGGCCUCCCUGAUCCAGCGGGUGGCCCGGCAGGCCCGCCUCACGUUCCGCCCGCCGGGCGGUAACAACAACAGCGGCGGCGGCGACGGGAGCGGGCCUCGCUUCGCGGAGAACCUGCACCGCCUGCAGCAGCUGCUGAACGAGGUCCGGGCCGAGGACCUGCGCCUGUCCCCGCGGGGCCCGUCGGCGGUGCCGGGCCUGGCUCAGCCUCCCGUGAGCUACAUGCACAUCUGCGAGACGGAGAGCUUCAGCAUGGGCGUGUUCGUGCUGCGCGCCGGCGCCUGCAUCCCUCUGCACGACCACCCGGGCAUGGACGGGCUGCUCAAGGUGCUCUACGGCACGCUGCGCAUCGCCUGCUUCGACGCCCCCGACGGGGGAGCCGGAGGAGCUGGAAGCGCCACCUCCGCGGGGUCGUCGUCGUCGGGGCAGCCCCCUCCUCUUCCUCCUUCCCGGCCGGGCUCCCGCCGGCGCGCCCUGCUCCGCUCGCACCAGCUCUACACGCCCGCCUCGGCGCCGUGCCUGCUGUCGCCGCACACCGACAACCUGCACCAGAUCGACGCCGUGGGCGGGCCCGCCGCCUUCCUCGACAUCCUCGCGCCGCCCUACGACCCGGAGCACGGGCGGGACUGCCACUACUUCCGCCUGCUGGACGGGCAGAGCCUGCCUCCGCCCGCCGCCGACCCUUCGGGUCUGCCCAAGGAGGUGUGGCUGCUCGAGACGCCCCAGGCGGCGGAUUUCUGGUGCGGCGGAGAGCCCUACCCGGGGCCCCAGGUGUCCCCUUGAAGGACGAUCCCCAGACCCGCGAUGCUCCUUGCCUGAUCUGCCCGCCAUCCGGUUUAGACGGAGGGAAGAUGCGAGUCCUUUUCUCGUCCCCAAGGCCCGCCGUGAAGGGAGUGCCCAGCUCGCCCCAGGCCCCUCGACAGACUUGCUUCUGGAGGUGUUGGGGGAGAGCAAAGCCAUAGGAGGAGUCCUGUCCAUUCCCUGGCCAGAGGCCUUUUUUCCCUUCUGAACUUGCAGCUUCCUUCCUUCCUGCAGCUGCACCAGACAAAAUGCCCUGCUUCCAAGAGGGCAUUUAUUGGGAGGUGUCUCGAUUUGUUUUAGGGAGAUAAGUCAGCAUCUGCUGCUACUUCUGGUUCAGUUAUUUCAGAGAGCAUGAAGAACUCAACUCCACUGGCUUAAGGUGGAGGGGCAGAUCUGCAGGCGACAAUAAAUGAAGAGUUAAGGAAGGAAAACAGGUCCCGCACCUACCCCAAACCCACAUUUCAAAUGGUACACAUAGAAGGGUGGAUGUUGCCCUCUCCACCUGCAGGCAAUUCCUAGUAGCACAACAGCCAACUCCUACUUGGCAUACAAACUGAGAACACUUAAGGUGGGCACUGCCUCUUUUCUGGCCAAGAACGUGGCCUGAGCUGCUUUGUUCUGUGUGUUUCUCAGCUGCUUGGAGCGGAGAGGGGAACCAUCAUCCACUCAGGACACAUAUUGUAUUCCACAGCUCUUCCUGCAAGGAAGCUACUACAAAAUCCGGAGCCUUCCUCUCCAUUCUGUGCGUGCAAAGCAGUCAGGUGCCAUUGUAUUUAUUCCUACCAGUUGCUGUGAAGAUAUGGAAGAAUAGGUUUGGUUUUUUAAAAAAACAACUACACUACUAAGCUUAAUUUAGAAAUAAACUUUGGGCUGCAAACCCCCUCUUUUUUCUUUUUCCUUUUGCUACAGCUGAAAAAAAAUAAAAGGCAAUAAGAAUUCUUCCCUGAAGCUUGCUAGUUAACUUUCCCUAUGAAUGGUCCAGUACUUUUCAGUUCCCAUGUCAAUUCAGACCGAUGAGAAUGUUGUCCUGCUCCUCCUCUCCUGGGUGGAUUUGGGAGAAAAAAUGUACCGGUACUGAAAAGCCAAGAAAGAUACUAAAUUGGCUGGAGCAGAGAGCAGUUUGGUAUAUAACGGAAAUUCAGGUUGCAUCCUGUGCAAGGAUGCUGCCAGGUUAGAGAUUAUCCUGUGGGGGAGAAAUAUUGUAUUAAGGAAACAUGAUUUUUAGAUAUUAAAAACUCAGAAUUCCUGAUUAUCUGUUGUGCAAUUCUUUAACAUAAGGUGACACUUUUUUUCCUAGUGGAUUUUGCUGGAAGAUUCAUUCCCAUGUAUCUGGAAGGAUAGCAUUAUAUAACAGAACAACAGAUGGUGUUUUUCGCAAUUGGUGGUAAUAGUCUUAGUUUCUGGCACACGCCUUGUAUAGAAUAGAAUGUUUGGGGGGGUGAGUUGCAGGCAGAUUCUGGCUUGACCACUCUGCUUUUAUGAAAAAAAAUAACGAUCUAUACCUGUGGGUAGACUUGUAGUGAAGUAAUAUACUUGCCCCAUUUAAUAUUUCUAGAGUUAUUUUACAGAACUUUUAUUAAAAGAGGAGGAAACAGAUACCCUCUAUGGAGUUGGUGUUGUGGCUUUUCUUCCCCAUAGCAUGAGUGUCAUUACAGGGUGGGAGGGGGCUUCUUUACUGGAUGCAUAAUGUUUAUACUUCUGGAAAACUAUAUAAUCCUGUUGAACUUAAUAUCAAUUGUCCAACAAGAUCUAGGUCAGGCAUCCCCAAACUGCGGCCCUCCAGAUGUUUUUGCCUACAACUCCCAUGAUCCCUAGCUAACAGGACCAGUGGUCGGGGAAGAUGGGAAUUGUAGUCCAAAACAUCUGGAGGGCCGAAGUUUGGGGAUGCCUGAUCUAGGUUAUACUGGUAUCUUGACUAUCAGUCUAUUUCAGUGAUUCCCAUUCAGCUAAUUACUGAGGACCCCCUAUUUUUCAACAGCCAAGCCAUGGCCCCUUACUUUUGAAAAAUUUGGUAACUCUGUGGUAGCUACCUCUGCAAAGCAAUUUCUUGAACAAAAUGUGGAGUAGCUCCUAUUAAGACUAGGGCUGAGCAAC